Messenger RNA from Penicillium longicatenatum, 1641 nucleotides. RefSeq lists its product as uncharacterized. Gene Ontology annotation, molecular function: transmembrane transporter activity. Gene Ontology annotation, biological process: transmembrane transport. The record is from RefSeq and is a predicted model, not a curated record. Gene Ontology annotation, cellular component: membrane. The transcript is spliced from 7 exons. The coding region runs from base 1 to 1641 and encodes 546 amino acids. NCBI's taxonomy places the organism in Eukaryota, Fungi, Ascomycota, Eurotiomycetes, Eurotiales, Aspergillaceae.
AUGUCCCAUAUAGGAGAAUCUUCGCAACCCAAGCACCAGCAAGAGGAGUUUGUCGAGUCCAUCGAGCAUGAGGAACGACCUCAUCACACAACCCAGGAUGCACCACAGGUGAAAAAGGGUCAACAGGAUCAAGCGCUGCAGUUGAUCGAGGAGGUAGGAUACUCGACUAUCCUGACCCCGGAGAACAACAAGCAUGUCCUUAGGAAGAUUGAUCUUCGUCUACUUCCUAUUAUGCUAGUCAUCUACUUCCUCCAGCAGCUUGACAAGUCAACUCUUUCUUACGCAUCAGUUUUUGGACUCAAGGAGAAUGCUCACCUCCAUGGGCAGCAGUACUCCUGGCUGGGUGCGGUCGUCUAUGUGGCUCAGUUGGUGUUCCAGCCCCUGGUUUCAUAUCUCUUGGUAAAAGUCCCAAUGGGCAAAUUUCUGGCGGCGUCGACUCUUUGCUGGGGUAUUGCAUUGUCUUGUAUGGCUGCUGCCAACACCUUCGCUACUUUGAUGGUCUGCCGGCUGUUGCUUGGUGUCUUUGAGGCUGGUCUUGCUCCGGCUUUUAUUGCAGUGACCCAGAUGUGGUAUCGACGACGUGAGCAGCCUGUUAGAUUGGGCUCGUGGUAUGCAAUGAAUGGUGUGGUCAACAUGGUUGGAAGCUUGAUCACGUAUGGGCUGGGACACAUCAAUUCUUCAGUCUUUGCUCCUUACCAGGUCAUUUUUCUCUUCUUUGGCUUGAUUACAGUUGCAUUUUCGUCGGUUGUGUUCUUCUUCAUGCCCGACUCUCCUGUCAAGGCCAAAUUCUUGUCCGAAGACGAUAAAAUGGUGGCUGUUGAAAGAUUGCGAAUGAAUCAACAAGGUAUUGAAAGCCACGAAUGGAAAUGGGAGCAUGUCAAGGAGGCAUGCUUGGAUCUCAAGUCCUGGUUCUGGUUUUCCCUGAUGGUCUCUAUCUCAAUCCCGAGCGGUGGAAUCACCACAUUUGGUCCCUUGAUCAUCGAAUCAUUUGGCUUCGACAGCCUUAACACGAUCCUUCUCAAUGUCCCGUUUGGGGCAGUCCAACUUAUCGCUACAAUGGGAGGUGCUUGGCUGGCUACAGCAUGGAGAAAGAAAGGUCCCGUGCUCGCGCUAUUGUGCCUUCCCCCAAUUGCGGGCUGUGUCAUGCUGUUGAAGAUUCCCCACGAUGAUGCUCAUAAAGGUCCUCUUCUUGUGGGUUACUACAUCAUCUCCGUCUACCCAGGAAUCACGCCCUUGAUCUACUCUUGGUCGGCGGCCAACACUGCUGGAGAGACAAAGAAGAAGGUUACGACUGGUAUUCUUCUUGUUGGACAAUGUGUAGGCAACAUCAUUGGACCAAAUCUUUACACCACUGAAGAAGCCCCGCUGUACCACCGUGGACUUCUUUCAAACCUCUCUCUGUUCUGCGUUCUGUGGUUUCUCAUUAUGAUGAAUAUGGCCUACUUGUCCUUCCUCAAUAAGAAGCACGAGAAGAAGCGCGUUGCUCUUGGAAAAGAUGCAAAGAUUGUUGAUCACUCCAUGUUUGCGGUUGGGACUGUACCAAUCGACAAGGAUGGCAUGCCGGUCCAACAGGUCGCUAAUGACAACGCCUUCAAAGAUCUGACGGACUGGCAGAACGAGGACUUCGUUUAUGUCUAUUAG